Lodderomyces orthopsilosis Co 90-125 is the source of this 5190-nucleotide messenger RNA. RefSeq lists its product as uncharacterized. Gene Ontology annotation, molecular function: histone demethylase activity; DNA binding. NCBI's taxonomy places the organism in Eukaryota, Fungi, Ascomycota, Pichiomycetes, Serinales, Debaryomycetaceae. Gene Ontology annotation, biological process: chromatin remodeling. The transcript has a single exon. Bases 1 to 5190 code for a protein of 1729 amino acids. Gene Ontology annotation, cellular component: nucleus. The record is from RefSeq and is a predicted model, not a curated record.
AUGACAUUGUAUUCGGAAGAAAGCGGAAGCCCUAGUAUUCCACAUAAUCUACAUAGACACCUUUCCACGACCAUUCCCAGCCAGACUUCAACUUUUCCCAAAUCAUCCAGAUUCUUUGAUACAUCCACAUUACCAGAUUUGAAACAUCUUGAAGUCAGCGACGAGGAGCACCACCAGGUGUUGUUUAAUGGUCAAUUGUCGAAUUUCAACUACAGCCCGUUUAAUAUAUCUCAACAAAAGUCAAAAGCCUCUCCGCCGAUACAUUAUGGCCUGAUACCAAACAAAUUCUUCAUUGUCCCGUUUCAUCACCAAGAAGACAAUGAAAUUCCAUUUUUGCAUAUCAAUGAAGAAAUAGCAAAAGACCCCAUUUCAUUGGUUGAUAGUCUACUGGAGUUGGGGAAAAAGUAUGGUGCCGUAAAAGUGAAACUACCGGUAAAGGACGAGGCAUUGUUUCAAACUACAAAUCAAGUUAAUUCUGAUUUAUUUUGGUUUCACACUGAUAAAUUGUUGAAUAAUCCUAAAAACGAUGAACUUAUUGUCAGACUCAAGUUUCAUCGCGAUUUACUUGAAUUCCAUCAGAGUGACCAAUACCAUUACUUUGAAGAUCCUGAGACAAGAAGGCCAAAGGACAAAAAUGGCACUAACAAUUUACAAUUUCACUUAAGUAAACUACCCAUGAUCGAUAAACGCCCCUUGGAUUUGUAUAAAUUAUAUCAGUCGGUGAUAGUACGCGGCGGUUUCAUUGAAGUUAUAAAUAAAAAACUUUGGGCUCAAAUAGGGCGAGAGUUAGGCUAUAAGGGUAAAAUAAUGACAAGUUUGAGUAGUUCAUUAAAGGCAUCGUAUCAAAAAAUUUUGUAUCCGUAUGAGUUGUAUGUUGCCAAUCGAAAUAUGGGUAUGGUCAAAGAAGAACAGACUAUGGAAACAUUGCUGCCAAGUGGCAAACGUAACUUACAACCGUUGGACAUGUCUGAAAAGAAAAUAAAAGUAGACAAUCGGUACUAUGCUCCAAUUAUUGUUGGAUCGGCAAAGCAAUUUAAGCGUCAAUUCAGAACAAAAGUUUCAAAAGGAAUAUUGGCUAAUUCUCCCCAUCUAAUAGACGUCAAACAGCCAAACACUUAUGUUAUCAAACAAAAUGAUAAGAAAAGAAAUAAAAGAGCUAUGGACAUUGUCAAUGCAUUUAUAACCCCCCAAGCUUUGCUUUUCGCAAGCUCAUCCUACAUCAGAGAUCAUCAAGAUGGAUCCUCUUUAACAGAGGUGCCUAAAAUUGCUUCGUCCUACACCUUGAGACAGUUUAUGGAAAAGGAUAUAAAAUUUCAAGAGUACAUCGUUCAACAGAAUAAAGAUCUAUUCCGUGCAGAUCCUGGGCAGCGGGAUUGCAUAGGGUUUAAAGAGCUUGAAAGUUUAUACUGGAGGUACAUCAGAAAUCAAGAUGUUGAUCUGGUAUUUUCCAAUGGUAUUGAGCUCGAAAUGGGUAAAGAUUUGCCAAGUUCUGUCCACGGAUCCGGAUUUGUGAGAAUAGGCGAUGAUAUGUCAAAUUUCAAAAAUGCACUUAAUAAUCACCAAUUGAGUUUAUCACAUGCGAAACAGGCUGUAAAUGCAAAGAACCCAAACACUACACCUCACGGCUUUUCACAUCAGAAUCCCUGGGAGUAUAAUCAAGCCACAAGUAUAGAUAGGACAAUGGAGUCUGCAUUGUACCCUUGGAACCUUCACAACUUCUCAACUCUACCAAAUGCUAUACUAGGUACAUUGAACGAAUCGGAUAUCGGAAACCAGGAGUUGACUGAGACUAGAGUGAAUGUCGGGAUGACAUUUAGCACAGAGAAUUGGACAUGUGAGGAUCACUUUACUCAGUUGAUUAAUUAUCACUUCUUUGGAGCGCCAAAACGAUGGUACUUCAUACCGGAAUCUGAAUUCGAAAAGUUCGAGCAGUUAGUCAGAGAUGCGACCCACGAUGUGAUGUUGGCUUCAACCGUAAAUCACGAUGAACCCGUUGACAUGGACAAAGUAUGCGCUGCUUUGUUUAGGUCCAACUGUGACGAAAUUGAUACAGAUUUGAUUAUUAAAUCCUUGGAGAACUCAGUUAAUGCAAAGCUGGAUGUUAAUCUACAGCAUGGAAAUGCAAAGCUUGACGCUAUAUGCCAACAUAAAGAGUUUAAAUAUAAUCAAGAUUUGAGAAUAACACCAGAAUUACUCGAAAAAAACAAUAUUCGUUAUACGACAACGGUACAAAAUCCAGGUGAAUUUAUCAUUAAAUUUCCUAAAACUUAUUCAUCGGCUCAAUCUUAUGGAUUUAACUUCACAGAAGAGACAAAUUUUGCAUCUAGUUUGUGGUUGGAUUACGCAAUAGAGGGAGAAAACUGGUUAUCAAAGCAAGGCAUUUUACCCAAUUUUCUGGUAUUCAAGCUUCUUGUUACUGUGGCUAUGAUCUAUGACAAUGGUGGCUAUAUAUCCUUCAACUCUGAUGUUUUUGCAAGAGUCGCAAGUCUCUAUGAGGCUUUGUAUCUCAGAGAAAUUGAAUUGCGAGACAAGAUUAGAAAGCUAAAAAUAAAGGAGACCAGCGUCGUUGAGGAGUCAUUGUCAGAUAUAAUUGCUGAUGACGAUCAUAGUUCUAUCUUUCCCUCUCGCGUUAUGAUCACUGAAAUUGAUUCAAAGGACUCUAUGCUCAUAUCGAUGGAAAGCUUUUUAAAAUAUUUGGAUUCGCCAGAUUUCAUGGAUAAAUUUCAAGUGGAGCUACAAUUGUUUCACUCCGAUGAUAAGCUUAAGAGUUAUUUCAAAAUAUUGAAUGAAUACUCUGUUAAUUUUGAGUCAUGGAUUCGAAACUACGAAACAAUGAUGGCACAGGACAGUGAAAUAACAUUGAAACAGUACAAAAUACUACUCAAUGAGGGAGAUAAAAUAAACUCAUCGAUUUUUUCAACGGCAGCUGCGGGCGAACAACCAUACGAUCAACACCGAUUGAAUUUAUUUGGUGAGUAUUUAAACAAUUUGAGACAUUUUACGUCAAGCGCGACUCAGUUCAUCGAGGAUUGUCAAAACAUUUUGUCUCUUAAACACCAACAACGUAUUCGGAAUGGACAAGAUUCGUCGCUGCAGGAGCGCGCCUUUUCCCUCAAUGAGUUGACAAGUAUCGUUGAAAAAAUCCCAAGUUUAAAUUUCACUUGUCCGGAAAUUGACCAAAUAUUGGAACUCAAGACUGAAAUCGAAAAUUUUGACAAGGCUAGUCGCUCGCUAAUUUCCAAAAAGAAUAGGUCUCUACAAGAGUUUGAUGAUUUGAUUAGUCUUGGGGAAAGUUUCGGUUUGGACAUUCCGUCAUUGGAUUUCAUCAUUAGAAUAAGGGACCGAUUAAGAUGGAUCAAGACAUACAACUUGAUUGAAAAGGGAGUUGAUCCAUAUGCCGAUAAAAAGGAAGUUUUUUCGAUUGGUCAUUUGAAGGAAUUUUACAACACUGGUUUGAAGCUCUUAGCAGAAGGAGAUCUAGAAUAUAUCAAGCUGAUUGAAACGGUUUUGAAUCAAAGCAUUGUAUUCAACAAUGAUGUUAAAAGAUUUUUGCAGUAUACUUAUGUUCAUGAUUUAGACCUUGAUAAGUUAAAAUCAAUUGUUGACAAUUUUACGCAGGAAAAGUUGUUCAUAUCAAGCGAAAAUUACACAGUAUUGUCCAAAAUUCAUACAAAUAUGAAAUUGAUUAGUCUGUUCAAGGAGAAACAGAAAGCUAAUCAACUGACAUACCACGAGCUUAAGCAACUAUACAAUGCCAUUAUUGAUAGCGGGUUAGAGUUUGAAACUAGUAAGAUUCAAGAGGCAUUGAUAGAGACUGAGUCGUGGACUGGUAUUCAAUGGCUGAAAUUUAAUAAUGUUAAAAUCCUCACAACCAUGACUAACCUAGUCACCGAUGAUAACAUCAAUCCCAAACUCACCCUUCAUACCAAGCUUAUGGAGAAGCUCCAGUGGCUUUUAUACAAAUCGGAAUAUAACUUGUCAAGUGAUGACAAAUUUGAAGAAUCGUCUUCCUUUUCAAGUCACCAAGAAGAACAUGAUGACCCAAAGUUUUAUUGUGUUUGUCGAGAAUAUGAACAUGGAACCAUGGUCGAGUGUGAACAAUGCAGAGAGUGGUAUCAUGUACAAUGUGUAAAGGACAUUAGCAAUCCUAAGGAAGAUAUAUAUAAAUGUCCAGUGUGCUUAUUAUUGAGUCUGGGUCAAGAUAAAGACCGGUACCUAGCAUCUAAGUUGACCUUGAAUGAGGUGAUGGAUAUAUACCGUGUGGGUAAAGCGUUAAAAGCUGCACCAGUCAACGAAACAACGGUUAUGGGUGAUUUGAUCGAGCUUUUGAAAAGUUAUCGUGAUUAUAUUAAAUUGGGUGAGAUUUUGAAUGAAUCAAAUGAUCAAAUUCGGUUGGAAAAGUUGAUCUUUAUAGUGCGAAAGUUGUAUGGAUGUGGAUUGUUUAUUGAUGACUUAUACAUGGAAGUCUUGCAACACGCAAAAUUGGCUCAGAAAAUCAUUUUGGGAGAGGGAAAACAAAAUGAGCCUCUGGUUGUUGCCACUGCUUCAGGAGAUGAAACCGAACCGGAAUUUGAAAAUGGGACAAAUGAUGUCUUUGAACAAGAAUCUGUCGGUCAAAGAGAUCUACUUACUGUUGAACCUACAGCCAACGGGCAAUUUGCAAAAGAUCUGAAUGGUAUCGACAGACUGCAUUUGAAUGAGGUCGUACCGGAAAAUGGGACGAUAGAUGACAAAAGUAACAAGCAACUAAACUUUGUUUUCUAUGCACCUAACGAGACUACUCAUGAAUCCACUAUUCAGAAUGGGGUCUACAGCGUACCUACUGAUCAGCUCAGUUCACAAGCAGUUCCUCCAAUCACUUCCUCAGACGACUAUAGCGAAGCCACAAACCACACACUGACGAGCCUUGCUCCAGUUGAAGUUAAAAGGAACCAUCAUUUGGAGAUUUCGAGAGAUGGGUCUGUCCCAGAAGUAAGCGGGAGCCCCAAAAUUGAAGAACCCAAUCAGACAUUGCCAAAACCUGGUAGUGGCAAACACUCCUUUUGCAAGGAAGUAGUGCUUAAUGGCGUUGUAAGAAAUAACGGUUCUGAGAAUUCGGACAAUUCCAUGAAUAAUCAUGUGCUGGUGCUGAAAGAUCCUGAAAUCAAAAGUGGUCCGGAUGAAAAAGUUGAUUCUAUUGUAUCACAUUGA